Hemibagrus wyckioides is the source of this 2874-nucleotide messenger RNA. RefSeq names its product syntabulin (syntaxin-interacting) (gene sybu). The record is from RefSeq and is a predicted model, not a curated record. Gene Ontology annotation, biological process: synapse maturation; axonal transport of mitochondrion. Lineage: Eukaryota; Metazoa; Chordata; Actinopteri; Siluriformes; Bagridae. The coding region runs from base 386 to 2365 and encodes 659 amino acids. Gene Ontology annotation, cellular component: cytoplasmic microtubule; vesicle. The transcript is spliced from 8 exons.
CGCUGACUGCUAGCAGUGGGACAUAUCCCCUGGUCUCAGCCAUCUCCAUAGCUGUAGCUUAAGGUUUGUAAAAGCUGGUAGGGUGCAGUAAAGUAAGGGUUAACGCUGGCGGUGUUGCAUAACACACUCAGAUGGUGGUAUUUAUGUCAGGCUGGUGAAGCAGGGAAACAGGUUCUUUCCCAGGGAUUUUUCCCAUCUAUAAGGAAAAGUCACCAUCUCGUGAAGCGUGAGUGGAAGAGCACAAGGUACAAAAGAACGCUACACACACUAGGCACACACGCACACCGCUUUUCUGGGCUGUGUAUCAUCAAUCUGAAAGCUCGCUAAGAAGAAGACGCCUCUCAUAAGGACUCUCCCUCCUGAAGUGUGUUGUGACUCAAACAGAAUGGGGCAAUUUCAGGAAUACAAGGUUAAGAAGUCAUUUGGAAAGGACAGCCCUAGGAGCCGCAUCCCCCGCCUUAUGCUUCAACCCAUUCGUCCUAAGGAUUUGCAGAUUUCUGAAUUUCCAAUAUCUGAGGAUGAAAGCAAAGACUGUGACAUGAGCAGAAAACAGAACAGAACCAUCAGUCCUAACAGCUUCUCAUCAGAUGACACUGGAUGUCCGAGCAGUCAGUGUCCAUCUCCUGCUAAAAUCAGAUCUGGCUCAGACAACAGCUCUCUGGGGUCACCUGUACCAGUGAAGAGCAAGAGCAAGGUCAAGAGGGUCAGAGUCAAUGUAGUGGCUGAGUGUAAUGGCAUUAAACAGAAGCACAAGAAAGAGCAACAACAGACUUCUUUUCUGCACAAGGGCAGUGAGGCUGACUUCAGCUCCUCCAGCAGCACUGGAAGCUUCAAAAGCCGUGGAACUAUGGCUAACAGCUCCACUGGGAAAAAGGGCUGCCUUUCACACAGUCGCCUGCCGCACAUCAGAAGCCAGCCUGUGUUUAAGCCUCCAGGAAGCCCAACUGGUCCUCGUGAUGCAGAACUAUAUGCCCCCUACACAACACCACCCAAAAAGACACAUUCAUCACGCAUCAGAAACAAUUCUAGCCCCACUGCCAGAAAAACCACUCCAGGGAGCUACCAUUCAUGUGGUGACAAUCAUGGCAUCAGACCUCCCAAUCCAGAGCAAUACCUGACCCCUCUACAGCAAAAAGAGGUGACAAUCCGACACCUGAGGACCAAGCUCGGGGAUGCUGAGCAAACCAUUUCUGAUCGGGAGUCUGAAAUUCAGGAGUUGAAGUCUCAGCUGGACCGAAUGCGUGAGGACUGGAUCGAGGAAGAGUGUCACCGUGUGGAGGCACAACUGUCUCUCAAGGAAGCACGCAAGGAGAUCAAACAGCUACGGCAAGUAGUUGAAACCAUGAAGAACAGUCUGAUGGAGAAGGAUAAAGGCAUUCAGAAGUAUUUCAUUGAUAUCAACAUCCAGAACAGGAAGCUGGAAUCCUUACUGCAUAGCAUGGAACUGGCGCAAAGUGGUGCCAACCUGCAUGACGAGCCCACGCUGGACUUCAUCUGUGACUCUCCAGAAAAGCCCUCUGAAGGGAAGCAGAAAGAAGAGCUGCAUGUUGAGGCUCAGGCAGAGGAAGAGAUGGCAGACAGUGGGCUGCUUGUUAGCGAAGAGACAGCCAACCAGAUGGACACGCUAGAACAGGUUCUCAUGUCUACAGCUGUGGACUGCAGCCAUGAUUGUAGUGCCAAACUCAUGAGCCAGCCAGGACUGUCCACUCUGAUUCAGAGUGCUGCUGAAGACACUAUGAAGAGCUCAAAAGAUCAAAUCUACAGUCAAACCACAGCUGAUGAGCAACAUGCUUCAAGUGAAAAGGCAGUCCAAACAGAUGAGUCUCUCUCUAACCCUGAUCUUCAAACCCUGCUUUUACAUCUUCUGAAUCUUCAAAGCACUGGGCUGUCUUCAAAUGUUCUCCAAAAGUUACCCAAAGCACAGGAAUCCAACCUACAACAAGGGGAGGAACUGAUCAAAAACAAAUUGCCUCAAGCCCAGAAUCCCAAUCUGAUUGAAGGGAUGGAUCACAUUCCAUAUAAUCCUACACUUUCUACAAUGUUAAUUCCACAGGACCCUGGAGGUUCAACCCAAAGUUCAGAACCCGAUGUGGCCCCAGGGUUCAUGGAAGAGCUGGACUUUGGUAUGAAGAAUACUUGCAACGGUGGUGAUAAAACUGUGGUGGAGAAAAGCCACUGGAGCAACGGUUUCUUGGUUGAUCUUGUUGCUGUGGCAGCACCCGUUCUUCCUACAGUGUCCUGGUUGUACUCUCAGCACAGUGCAGUUGAUGGGGCACCAGAGUACAACAUUUCAGCUUUAAUCCGUGGCUGUUGCAUUAUGGGAUUGCACUCUCUUCGCCUUGUCACCUAUGGGCCGCAUGUGUAAUGGUCUUUCACAUUUAGGCACAGCUAACAAGAGCACUUAAUGGAUUUAAAAUAGGUUUGUGUGUUGGUACUUUAUUUUCAGUUCUGCCACUUUGCACUGUGUAUAGUUGCCAUAAAUGUCUGAAAAAUUAACUUGUAGAUUUUUGUCUUGUUUAUUUCUCACGAAUUGUACUGUAUUGCUCAUUGCCCUGAUGUGUGAUCAUCUAGGUAGGUGAUCAUGUUAUUGUGCUGCCAGCUAGUCCAUUUCUUGUGUGUAGAAAUGGUAUUGACGGUUGGUGAUCUUGUUUCCAAAGGAGUAGCCCUGCAGCCAAAGCUUGUUCAGUUUUUUUUUGUGAAUUAAUCUCCAGGAAUGGAGUGUUUUUACAUGUUUCUUUUUGUGACCAUGCUGACUCCCUAAACAGUCAAUGCUACAGUACAUAUGACCCUUUUGUGCCUGAGCAAUGUGCAAUAUUUAUUUGUAUUAGACAUGUUAAAUAUAUAUUUAUUUAUCAUUAAAGCAUGAUUACCCCA